Molecule: messenger RNA, 957 nt
Organism: Trichoderma atroviride IMI 206040
Lineage: Eukaryota; Fungi; Ascomycota; Sordariomycetes; Hypocreales; Hypocreaceae
Source: RefSeq, a predicted model, not a curated record
AUGCCUGAGUACAGUGCAAAGAUCUUGGGGGCCCUCUGGUUCCUAUGUUCUUAUGCACAAGCUGCAUCUCUGUCGAGCACUUUAACUGCUUUACAUGGCGACCUCUGGCUCUCAACACCAUCCACAGAGCCAGCCAUAAACAACCCUUUCGUUGCAUCGGGACCUACAUAUGAUGUUUCCUCAAACCAAGUAGUCCGCCUAGAGUCGGCUACAGGCCUCAACUCACAUUGGGUCGGACACUGGAUUACCACUACUGAGCAUCUUCAUUUCAUUUUGAUUACAUUCACUGAUGUCGUGGGCGGUCGUGGUGCCAAUGGUUGUCUCAUUUACUCGUUGGAAACGGGUGGUUCCAGCUCGUCAUAUAUAUCGGACACGCCAACUACAAUUGGCCAGGAGCGCCUCAAAAUCCAAUUUGGCGAGCAGUACGAGCUCGGAAGCUUCUUCUGGGGCUCAGACUUCAAUCAAGGAUGGGCUAGUCUUGCAGCCUAUACCACCGGAACAUUCACUAUCAACGGAACAACCCAUAAAAUUGAUUCAAGACGUUCGACAACAUGGUAUGAUCGCCAAUGGGGUGAUGCAACUCCAACGCAAGGCUGGCACUGGUUCCCAAUCCAGCUCGACAACGGAAUUCGCAUCUCCGCAUGGGUUCUUCCAACCGAUAAAGGUUCACCCAUCAGAGCAUUUGCCACAGCUUUGUAUCCAAAUGGCCGGCAAGAAGUGGUUAGCGUGAACCCAGAUAUAAAGCCCAGCGAUCCGUGGGUUUCUUCCAACACGAACCGCACCUGGUUUGGGUCUUUUGAAGUCUCAUUUCUAGACGAGUACAAUAGUGUGAUCAAGGCUGCAUCGCCAGACGUUACCACUCGCCACUUUGGAGAGGCUGCUUUUGGGGCUGGGUUUGCUUGGAAGGGAGAAGAGGUCAGUGGCUGGGGAGUUGUCGAGCAAUGGCCAGCAUCUUGA